Molecule: messenger RNA, 983 nt
Organism: Eurytemora carolleeae
Lineage: Eukaryota; Metazoa; Arthropoda; Copepoda; Calanoida; Temoridae
Product: zinc finger protein 64 homolog, isoforms 1 and 2
Exons: 6
Coding region: 27-935 (302 amino acids)
Biological process (GO): regulation of transcription by RNA polymerase II
Molecular function (GO): DNA-binding transcription factor activity, RNA polymerase II-specific; RNA polymerase II transcription regulatory region sequence-specific DNA binding
Source: RefSeq, a predicted model, not a curated record
AUAAGUUUAACGUUAAUUUAGGUAAAAUGAAAGCUGAAGAUGAUAUUUUUAUCAAUUGUGAAAUGAAAGAAGAAAUUAAAACAGAACUGGAUCCAGAAUGUGUUAUGACUGAUGGCUCGAUUCUGAAAAUUGAGAAGAAAGAGGAAUAUUUUAACCAGAAAGAAGACAAACUGGAAGCUGGAUUAGAUCCUCUGGAUGAUAAAAUGUAUUUUGAAGUAGAUCCUCUUCAUUUUCAACCUCAAUGCAAUUUAACUAUCAUAGAUCAUUCGAUUUCGGUGAAGGGAUUGCCAGAAAAGAUUACAGGUUCGAGGUUUCCCUGCACUGAGUGUGAACAUUCUGCUAAAACAGUUGCAAGCUUGACACGACACAGAAUGAUUGUUCAUGAAGGAGUUCGUUUCCAAUGUUUUGAAUGUGAAUUUAAAUCAACAACAUCAUCACAUUUGAAAGAACACAGAAAAAUCAAGCACGAAGGUAUACGGUUUCCCUGUGAUCUGUGUAGUUAUGCUGCGACUAGAACAGCAGAUUUGAAAAAGCAUAAAGAGAAUAUUCACGAGGGUAUUCGGUAUCCAUGCAGCUUUUGCGGUUUUGCAGCCACGGAAAAGGGUCACUUAGCAAAACACAUUAAAAGUAAACACACUGUUCUUGAUGUAGAUGGUCCAAACCAAACUCCUAACCACAAAGCUCAAUGCCACCUAUGUGAAUUCUCAACAACCUCAAACUCGCAUUUAAAACAACACAUUAAGAAUAAACAUGAAGGAAUUCGAUUUCCCUGUGAUAUAUGUGACUAUGCGGCAACAAAAAAGUCAGACCUAAAGAAACACAAACAAAAUAUUCAUGAAAGAAUUCGUUAUCCUUGUAGUGAAUGUAAAUAUAUAGCAAAUGAAAAAUGUGCUUUAACAAAGCACAGGAAAAACAAGCACCCAGAUUUAAUUUAGAUGUAUAUUAUUUAUCAAAAUAAAGCAGAACAUUUAAUUUAAGAUUAA